Molecule: messenger RNA, 685 nt
Organism: Nilaparvata lugens (brown planthopper)
Lineage: Eukaryota; Metazoa; Arthropoda; Insecta; Hemiptera; Delphacidae
Exons: 4
Coding region: 104-670 (188 amino acids)
Source: RefSeq, a predicted model, not a curated record
GGCUAUCACCACAAAACGGCCAAUAACCUUUGCCGGUAUAAAUUGACACAGUUCAGAAGCAUCCAUCAGUACAGACACAGCUCUUCUCAGUGGUGGAUACUUCAUGAAAACAAUGAGUACCGUUCAGAAUAGAUUCAUAACAGAAGGGGUGUUUCUGAUAUUAUCAGCGACAAUCAUAACUGCAUCUUCAUUACAUAACGAAGAAAGCAUUGAUGUGCAUUCCAAGUUGAACAGAGCAGGAGCAUUCCUGCCGACAGAGCCGGAGGAAUCAUCCGCUCACACAAUGCAGCGCAGGAACGAUUUCUUCCUGAAGGCGACUGGAAAGUCAGGACCGUAUCUGCCAAGGAUAGGAAGGCGCAACAUCAUCUAUCCAGAGAAAAAAGAAGAUGUUGAAAGUCCUUUUGUGGUCAGCAGGAGAAACGAUUUCUUCUUGAAAGCGCACAAGUCAAUUCCGAGAAUAGGCCGGAGAAACAGCUAUAGUGCGCCUCAGACUCCAACUGAAGAUCAAACUCCAUACAGUCAACGAAUUUCCAAAAAGUUCGACUCUGAGGUCAUGGAAAAAUCAGAGGCAUCAGCUUGGCCAUGGUUUAGAGCUCCAGGCUUGUACGUUCCACAAAAGAGAGCCAUCUAUUUCACAGGUGGGUACAAAAUAAUCAAAAAACUCUUCUGAAUUGGGAAAUUCAAC